GUGGCGCGGUGCGGCGCGGUGCGGCUGCGGGCGGCGGCCGGGCGCUCUGUACGCGCCGCCCGCGGGACUGCAGAGCCGGCUCCCGGCUGGCCGCCCGCACCCCGCCGCCGCCGCCGCCGCCGCAUCCCGCUGCCGGGAUUCUGCCGGUACUGGCCAUCACCCAGGAACAUGGAGGCUUCGGGUGCCCAUCUGGAAGGGCAACGUCACGCUACCUGAGGACAACCAGGAGGACCCCUGCUUUUGCUAAGCUGCUCAUCUUGCCUCCUUCCUUCCAAAGGCUCCAGAGCCAAUGCUGCUGUUCUCAAGUACCGCAUGACCCUGGCCAGGCACCCCACUGCCCCUGCAGCCCAGUCCAGCCCUAGAACUCACCUCCAGGACCUGGAGCCUGCCCUCCUGCCCAGAAUGACUCACCAUUAUUUCUAGCUCAAGUGAGAAGACGUGAUGGGGAGUUGGGCUACUUAUUUGUGCAUCUAGGAUUCCUCAGCAUCUGAUCAGCUUUGCAAAGAGAGAGCCUCAGGUUCCUGCCUGGUCAGCCAAGGGAGGCUGUCUCUCCAGCUCUCAGGGAGCUCACGGAGCUCUCCUGCAGCAGUGCAGGCCAAUGCUGCUGUGUUUCCUGGAGCCACUAGCAGCACCCUGAGCUCCCUGCCACCAGGCAGCUGGAAGGCGUAGUGUGAAGCGCUCCUCUCAGUCCUAAUUAUGACAGUGGCCACCGGAGACCCAGUGGAUGAGGCUGCCGCCCUCCCUGGGCACCCACAGGACACCUAUGACCCAGAGGCAGACCACGAGUGCUGUGAGAGGGUGGUGAUCAACAUCUCCGGGCUGCGGUUUGAGACUCAGCUAAAGACCUUAGCCCAGUUUCCAGAGACCCUCUUAGGGGAUCCUAAGAAGCGGAUGCGGUACUUUGAUCCCCUUCGAAAUGAGUACUUUUUUGAUCGAAAUCGCCCUAGCUUCGAUGCCAUUUUGUACUAUUACCAAUCUGGGGGCCGGUUGAGGCGACCUGUGAACGUGCCCUUAGAUAUAUUCUCUGAAGAAAUCCGGUUUUAUGAGCUAGGAGAAGAAGCGAUGGAGAUGUUUCGAGAAGAUGAAGGCUAUAUCAAGGAGGAAGAGCGUCCUCUGCCGGAAAAUGAGUUUCAGAGACAGGUGUGGCUUCUCUUUGAAUACCCUGAGAGCUCGGGGCCUGCCAGGAUUAUAGCCAUUGUAUCUGUCAUGGUAAUUCUGAUCUCGAUCGUCAGCUUCUGUCUGGAAACAUUGCCUAUCUUCCGGGAUGAGAACGAAGAUAUGCACGGUGGUGGGGUGACCUUCCACACCUACUCCAACAGCACCAUUGGGUACCAGCAGUCCACCUCCUUCACCGACCCUUUCUUCAUUGUGGAGACUCUCUGUAUCAUCUGGUUCUCCUUUGAAUUUUUGGUGAGGUUCUUUGCCUGUCCCAGCAAAGCCGGUUUCUUCACCAACAUCAUGAAUAUCAUUGACAUCGUAGCCAUCAUUCCCUACUUCAUCACCCUGGGGACAGAGCUGGCUGAGAAACCAGAGGACGCCCAGCAGGGCCAGCAGGCCAUGUCCCUGGCCAUCCUCCGUGUCAUCCGGUUGGUAAGAGUCUUUAGGAUUUUCAAGUUGUCCAGACACUCCAAAGGACUCCAGAUUCUAGGUCAGACCCUCAAAGCCAGCAUGAGAGAAUUGGGCCUCCUGAUAUUCUUCCUGUUCAUUGGGGUCAUCCUUUUCUCUAGUGCUGUCUAUUUUGCCGAAGCCGAUGAGCGAGAUUCCCAGUUUCCCAGCAUCCCAGAUGCCUUCUGGUGGGCAGUCGUCUCCAUGACAACCGUAGGCUAUGGAGACAUGGUUCCAACUACCAUUGGGGGAAAGAUAGUGGGUUCCCUGUGUGCAAUUGCAGGUGUGUUAACCAUUGCCUUACCGGUCCCUGUCAUCGUGUCUAAUUUCAACUACUUCUACCACCGGGAGACAGAGGGAGAGGAGCAGGCCCAGUACUUGCAAGUGACAAGCUGUCCAAAGAUCCCAUCCUCCCCUGACCUAAAGAAAAGUAGAAGUGCCUCUACCAUAAGUAAGUCGGAUUACAUGGAGAUCCAGGAGGGAGUAAACAACAGUAAUGAGGACUUUAGAGAGGAAAACUUAAAAACAGCCAACUGUACCUUGGCUAACACAAACUAUGUGAAUAUUACCAAAAUGUUAACCGAUGUCUGAUUGGAAACUAUUAACAUAACUCACAGCUCCACAGGACUAAUGCAGACAUUGCAUAAUAGCCUGCAUUGUAGUCAGUGUGUUCUACAGUGUGCAUCUGAUUCUGCAUGGAAAGCAAUAGUCGUGCCAGUGACUUUUGAUAUUUGAUUUUUGAUUUAGAACACAGAAUAUCUAUCAUGGCUUUCAUGCAAAUCUUCAUCACGUUGACUUACGGGUUUCCAAAGAUAAGAGUCACCUAUGGAGCCAGGAUUUCAGAAAGACACAUCAAGGCCACUUAUAUCCCAUACACAUUCAACCAUAUUAGUGCCACCCUUCCUUCCUAAUUAAAUGUACACAACACCUGGGAGAUAUGCUCCCCUCCCCCUCCCCUACCACCCCACUCCAGCCCACCUGCCCCUCAACAGAGGAACACCAUCAUGGCUUAGCUUUAAAACUCUGGUGGCUAUUCAAAAGGUCAUUCCCUUUUUUGUAUUGAAAGGAACACACAGUCCUAUGUGUCAGAAUUACUAUCUGUGUCAUAGGCUGAGGUUUGUCAACUGCACUUACCAAGUAGAUACUCCAGAGGCCUGUGUUUCAUAAUGGGAAACGCUGCAUUCUGCUUUCUCUCUGCAGUGUCAAAGUGAGGGAAGCCCGGGGGAGGGACAGUUAGUGUGACCAAAUAUGAGUUGUCAAGUUUCACAUUUAUUCCCUUAGGCUUCGGGGAGAAGCUACCCAACCAAGGGACCUCUCAGCUUCAGAUAUCACCAUUUUUGCAGGCUUCGGGGUCACAAAAACAUGUCUGAUUUCUUUGUUUACACUGGAGUUUGCAGACAUCUGCUUUCCUAGUGAUGUGGCCCAGCUAUACUGACACUGCAGUGACAUUUACCAGUGAUGCCAUUGAGCUGCAUGGGUGUUCGUUGCAUGACUCUUGAUAUUUAAAACACAGGAGAUAACCUAUUUUCUUAGUAGUCUACACAGUAUUCAUAUUUAGAAUAUUAAUAGCAUUGGGAUGGUAUCAAACUAGGGGUUUUUUUCCCAUUAGAAGGCAAAAGUCCUCCAUCAGGAAAAGAAAAUAGACUAUUUGAAAUGGGGAACCAAAACUUCUGGCCCUCCAGCCCACCCAUCUCUGUUCUUUCAGUGGGAGUCCAGAUCUCUGUGAAGCCAGGAGAACAAGCAGGGAAAUUAGAGUCUAAACACUCACAGAAUAUACUUUAAGAGUUAACUGAGUCAUAGGCAGAACUGCACAGCUGACCAAAGCAUUGGUCUGAGGACAUGCAGGUCUGUGGAUCCAGUGUA
Molecule: messenger RNA, 3468 nt
Organism: Castor canadensis (American beaver)
Lineage: Eukaryota; Metazoa; Chordata; Mammalia; Rodentia; Castoridae
Gene: Kcna2
Product: potassium voltage-gated channel subfamily A member 2
Biological process (GO): protein homooligomerization; action potential; potassium ion transmembrane transport
Cellular component (GO): voltage-gated potassium channel complex; dendrite; juxtaparanode region of axon
Molecular function (GO): delayed rectifier potassium channel activity; protein binding
Source: RefSeq, a predicted model, not a curated record